Sphenostylis stenocarpa is the source of this 2799-nucleotide messenger RNA. Lineage: Eukaryota; Viridiplantae; Streptophyta; Magnoliopsida; Fabales; Fabaceae. The record is from the annotation of a GenBank genome assembly.
AUGGAAACGGAUGAAUCCUCUCGCGUGCUUCCCUUCCAGCUUCAAUUCGAUAAACCCCUUGCUUCUCAGAUCGCAAUUGCGGAGUGGAAUCCCGAGAAGGACUUGCUCGCUAUGGUUACUGACGACUCCAAGAUCUUGCUUCAUCGUUUCAAUUGGCAACGCUUGUGGACCAUAACUCCAGGAAAAUGUAUAACAUCCUUGUGUUGGCGUCCUGAUGGAAAAGCAAUUGCUGUUGGGCUUGAUGACGGGACGGUGUCACUGCAUGAUGUUGAGGGUGUCAGUGGAUUUGUUCUCAAUGGUGCUUUUGUCUCCCUGUUUGUGGUAGAUAGAAAUGGAAAGCUGCUAAGAAGCUUAAAAUCACAUUGUGCUGCCAUUAUAUGUCUCAACUGGGAGGAGGACAGUCAGGAUGACCAUGGUCAUACUUCCAAGUAUGAAGAUAGAACCUGUCGUUUCUUUCCUCCUGCCCCAAGAGUUCCUCGGAUGCCUGGAUUGGUGUCAGGUGAUAAUGGCUUCAUGGAUGAUAGUGAAGAUUCAUUUCAGGAGCUAUCAAAUUCUUCUCACCAACGAUUCAACAUCCUAUGCAGCGCAGAUAAAGAUGGAAACAUUUGUUUUAGUAUAUUUGGCAUCUUCCCUAUAGGGAAAGUUAAUAUACACAACCUCACUUUUCCUUCUUCCCAUGAUGGUGCACAAACAACUAAGAGAGUUUCAAAUGCUUCAAUACACAAGGUUGCUUUAUCAAAAGAUCUUUGUCGUUUGAUAGUCAUGUGCUCAGGAGACCUUGCUAAAGUUGGUGAUGACUUGGGAAAGAUUCAAUUGGCUGGGCACAAUGAGCAUGGUCUGCAUUGCUUAGCACUGAACACUACUAUAUUUUGGAAUAGGAAAAAUGAGCUUCACCAGGUAGCUCAACAAGCUUCUAACAUUGAGGAUUUGACUGAGGUUGUUCGGACAUCAUUAUCAGUUAUGUGUAGGCAGUGGUCUGAUGCCAUGAACACAUUUCAGGAGAAGUUCAGCUCUUUGUCUACUCUGAUUAUAAAUCAUGGACUUGAUUCCUCUCCUGAAGAGGAGUUUCUGAGCCUUUUGGGUGGUGCAAGGACUAGCCCACCGGUUCAUCAAUUUCUCGUAAACACUCUUGGAGAAGUGGGUGUCAAGCGUAUUUCAAAGGUUCUCUCUGGUGCUGGCAAGGAACUUCAACGUAUUGUCUUGGACCAUCUCCAGCCUGCUGUAGAAGUAAUUGGAUUCAGAAUAGGAGAACUAAGAGGGCUUUCAAGAUGGCGAGCGCGCUAUCACGGCAUUGGCUUGGAUGAAUCACUUCUUAACAAUGCAACAGAAAAGGCUGGUAUGCUACUUGUACAAGUUGAACGAUUUAUGAGGGUUCUUUCAUCUGUUGUGCAGCAGUACUCAAACUUCUUCAACUGGCUAUUAAAGUGUAUAAAAUUACUCAUGUCAGAACCAAGUGACCAGCUUCUACCGUAUAGCAGUGAACUUGUUAUUAUAUUCUUGAAGUUUCUCUACGAACAAGAUCCAGUUAAACAAUUGCUGGAAAUAUCAGAAACAGAAUAUGAAGUUGAAAUUGAUUUGGAAACAAUGGAAAGAGUUAGAGAAUUGGUUCAGUUUGGGGGAUUUUUAGACACUGAGUAUCCGAGGAGAACAUUGGCUAAAGAAUUUCAGCUGAUGGAAUUAAGCUUUAAAGAGGCUUUUCAAAUGCCUUUUACCACAAUAUCAAGAAAGAUACUUUGUGAGGAUAUACUACCACUGUUUCCUCUACCAUCAUUGCCAAAAUCAUCUUCAUCCAUGAGAAUUCCCACAUCAGUAUCAUAUUAUGAGGAUUCUUCUGAAGCUUCUUUAUCACCUCAAACAGUUCCAAACCAGUUUAUUGAUUACGCAUCUUUCCAAGUACCCGAUGAAUGUUUCUCAGAUAUUGAAAAUUGCAUAUGCAUAGUCAGAGGAUUCAUGCAUGACUCACACUGUCUAAAGAAGGGCUGUAGUUCUUUAGAAGGCGUGCUAUUACAUGUUCCUGUUGAUUAUCAAUGUGUGGAUCUGUCUUUGUACAAGGAUAGUCAAAUUGUCUUGUUACUAAACAAAGCUACUAAUACAUCAGAGAGUGCUGGAGAUGGUUGUAUGAUGAUUUUGCAAGCAAGUGAUCUACCAUAUGUAGCUAUAUCAAGAUCUACUUAUACAGAUAUCUGGAGAUUACCAGAACUGACGGAUUCUGUCGCUUACUUGCAUAUUGAGGAUGAGAAAGCUCGCACCAUCCCUCAUUCUGUAAUUGCUCCCUUGGCAGUUAGUGCAUCAAGAGGCGUGGCUUGUGUAUUUGCUGCAAGAAAGCGUGCUCUGGUCUACAUUUUGGAGGAAGAUGAAGAUGAGGAAUCUGGGAAUUUGGAGAGGAAGGAUUUGGAAACGAUUAAUGUAAGGACGGGAUUCAUCGUUGCAGCCGAAGAGAUUGUUAUUGAUACUACUCCAGAACAAAGUGGGAAGAGGGAUCGAGGAGAGUUGUUGAGGACUAUUCAAGGAGACAUGAUUUUCUUAUCUAAGUGGGAACUGGAUCAAAGUUUGUUACAACUUCUUGAGAUUGCACUUGGGAGCUUUGGCAGGUUUAAGGAGAUUGCAGCAACAGACACUACCAGUUUAAAAACAAGUCAACCGUCGAGCCUUUGCAAAUUGGGCGUAGAAACAUCACAAGCAAAGCAGCUAAAGAGGAGAUGCUGCAGAUUCAGCAUGAGAACAAUUCUGCAUGUCAGUAAAGAAGCCUUGGAUGCUAUAACCAGAAAAACUAUUGAUCAGUUCAUUAAUGAUCGCUAA